AUGGUGACAGUGACGGUUGUUGUUGGGGGGGGGGAUGUCACCGUGCGGCUCCACGACAGCAUCUCCGAGGAGGGUUUCCACUACCUCGUCUUUGACCUGGUGACCGGCGGGGAGCUCUUUGAGGACAUCGUGGCCCGCGAGUACUACAGCGAAGCGGACGCCAGGGACAAUGGUGGUGAUGAUGAUGAUGAGGAGGAGGAGGAGGGUUUAUCUGGUCCGGGAACACCCCACAACUCAACCCACCGCAUCCCUCUCUCCCCUUCCCGCUGCGCGACGCCCCUUCUCCGGGGGCAGCCGGAGAACCUGCUCCUGGCCAGCAAGUGCAAAGGGGCGGCCGUGAAGCUGGCCGACUUCGGCCUCGCCAUCGAGGUGCAGGGCGACCAGCAGGCCUGGUUCGGCUUCGCCGGCACCCCCGGCUACCUCUCGCCCGAGGUCCUGCGCAAGGAAGCCUACGGCAAACCCGUGGAUAUCUGGGCAUGCGGCGUCAUCCUCUACAUCCUGCUCGUGGGCUACCCGCCCUUCUGGGACGAGGACCAGCACAAGCUCUACCAGCAGAUCAAGGCCGGCGCCUACGACUUCCCGUCCCCCGAGUGGGACACGGUGACCCCCGAAGCGAAGAACCUCAUCAACCAGAUGCUGACCAUCAACCCGGCCAAGCGCAUCACAGCCCACGAGGCCCUCAAGCACCCGUGGGUCUGCCAACGCUCCACCGUGGCCUCCAUGAUGCACAGGCAGGAGACGGUCGAGUGCCUCAAGAAGUUCAACGCGCGGAGGAAGCUCAAGGGUGCCAUCCUCACCACCAUGCUGGCCACGCGGAACUUCUCGGUGGGCAGACAGACCACCGCGCCUCCUACAAUGUCCGCGGCCGCCGCCGGCGCCCCCCUGGGGCUGGUGGAACAAGCAGCGAAGAGUUUGCUCAACAAGAAGGCGGACGGUGUGAAGCCGCAGACCAACAGCACCAAAGGCAGCGCCGGUGUCACCAGCCCCAAGGGCACCCUGCCGCCCGCCGCCCUGGAACCUCAAACUACUGUUAUUCAUAACCCCGUGGACGGCAUCAAGGAGUCCUCGGACAGCACCAACACCACCAUCGAGGAUGAGGACACCAAAGCCCGCAAGCAGGAGAUCAUCAAGAUCACGGAGCAGCUCAUCGAGGCCGUCAACAACGGGGACUUCGAGGCCUACGCGAAGAUCUGCGACCCGGGACUCACGUCCUUCGAGCCCGAGGCGCUGGGCAACCUGGUGGAGGGCAUGGACUUCCACCGCUUCUACUUCGAGAACCUGCUCUCCAAGAACAACAAGCCGAUCCACACGACCAUCCUGAACCCGCACGUGCACGUGAUCGGCGAGGACGCCGCCUGCAUCGCCUACAUCCGCCUCACGCAGUACCUGGACGGGCAGGGCCGCCCGCGCACCAGCCAGUCCGAGGAGACGCGCGUGUGGCACCGCCGCGACGGCAAGUGGCAGAACGUCCACUUCCACUGCUCGGGGGCGCCCGUGGCCCCGCUC
Messenger RNA from Nothoprocta perdicaria, 1506 nucleotides. It is a transcript of the gene CAMK2B, whose product is annotated as calcium/calmodulin dependent protein kinase II beta. Gene Ontology annotation, biological process: protein phosphorylation. The annotation marks the transcript as partial. Gene Ontology annotation, cellular component: cytoplasm; neuron projection. The record is from RefSeq and is a predicted model, not a curated record. NCBI's taxonomy places the organism in Eukaryota, Metazoa, Chordata, Aves, Tinamiformes, Tinamidae. Gene Ontology annotation, molecular function: calmodulin binding; ATP binding; calcium/calmodulin-dependent protein kinase activity. The transcript is spliced from 17 exons.